This is a messenger RNA of Eublepharis macularius, 8990 nucleotides long. RefSeq names its product AT-rich interaction domain 1B (gene ARID1B). Bases 389 to 7624 code for a protein of 2411 amino acids. Gene Ontology annotation, biological process: chromatin remodeling; positive regulation of DNA-templated transcription; regulation of transcription by RNA polymerase II. The transcript has 22 exons. Gene Ontology annotation, molecular function: DNA binding; nucleosome binding. NCBI's taxonomy places the organism in Eukaryota, Metazoa, Chordata, Lepidosauria, Squamata, Eublepharidae. Gene Ontology annotation, cellular component: SWI/SNF complex; brahma complex; nucleoplasm. The record is from RefSeq and is a predicted model, not a curated record.
AGAUAGGCUCAGCCAGACGUGUAUUUACCCAUAUCCGGGUUAGAGAGGAAAAGAAAAAAGUUUCAUUUAAACCUGAACAACAACAACAAAAACUUUCAACAUGAAAUCACACAGCAGGAACAGACAAAGACCGUAAGGCAUUCUUACGAUUUCUAAUCUCCAUCAAGGACUUGGGGAGGGGAGUUUUGGUCAUUUUUAUUAAUUUUUUAUAAUUUUGCGUGUGUACGCAUGGAAUGAUCAGCAGGGCUUUUUGAUUAUUCACCCACAUCCAGUGUAUCAGCACUGUGUAGCUGUUUUUCUGUGGGAGGGUUGCCUUUUGCUCUCCCCCCAUCUAUUUUUCUAGACUAGGGAAAGUUAAUUGAUUUCUCCCCGCUCUUGCAAUGUUGCAAUGAUCAUGGCCGCGCAAGUCGCAGCGGCUCUGGCGGGUGCGAGCAAGAACAAGGGCAAAGCCCCAAGUUUGCCGGGCAACUUAAGCCAGGAUCUCAACUCUGGGGGUCCCGUGGCUGGGACAAUAGGAGCUGCCGGACCGGGAGCUGGAGAUGGGACUAACAGCAGCGGCAGCAGUUUGAAUAAUGUUGAGCACCAUCUCCACCACCAUAAUGAGCUGAACAUGGCCAAUAAUACAACUUCUGCCGCCGCCAGUAACAACAACAACAACGCUAGCGGCGGCGGCGGCUCUUCCUCGGAACCGGUUCUGAAAGACGUUGGAAGCUCCGUGAGCUUGUCUUCCUCCUCUCCUAUCCCAGCUAUGGAGACAGGGCUGCUCCCCAACCUCAAGUUGAAGAGCGUUGGAGGCGAUCACCCUGCCGCUGCGCCUCCCCACCACCACCAUGCCCAGCACCAGCACCAGCACCCAGCUCACCUCCAUGCCCAGCACCCCCAUGUUCACCACCACCAUCACCACCACGCACUUCAGCAACAACAGCUAAAUCAGUUCCAGCAACAGCCGCUGCCUCAGCACCAUCCGAUGCAGAAUAACAACAACGGCGGCAGCAACAAGAACGGCGGUGGCGGCGCUGCUCAGCCCAGCAGCGCAGACAUGGAGCAGCAGCAACAUGGAGGAAAAGACGGCGGCUUGGGGGGACAGGCCGAGCCUCAGAGCCAGCCGCAGCCCCUGCUGAAUAAAGGCGGGGACGAGGAAGAGGCAACGCCGCCGCCGCCGCCACCGGCGGACAAAAUGGGCGAGCAGCACCUCAGCAGCCGCUACGACCACUCUGGCUUGGGACCUUUGGGCGGGCAGCAGCCGCCGCCGCCGCCGCCGCCGCCGCCACCACCUCAGGGAGCGGGCAGCGGCAGCGGCUCUGGAGGAGGAGGAGGUGGAGGUGGCGGUGGCGGCCCCUCAGCGGUGGGUGUCUCGGAGUUUAAUAGCUAUUACGGCAACGCUGGCAGCGGCGGCGGAGGCGCCUCCUCAGCGAGCCGGGCCGGGCCUUGCUUUGAUCAACAUGGCGGACAACAAAGCCCCGGGAUGGGGCUAAUGCACCCCGCGGCGGCCCCCAACAGCAUGGACCCCCUGCCCAACUCGCACGAAGGCUACGCCAACAGCCAGUACAACCACUACCCGAGCGCUUACGGCCGGCCUGGCAGCGGCAGCGGCGCGGGAGGAGGAGCGGGAGUCGUGGCGGCGGCGGCUGCAGCAGCGGGAGGAGGCGGUGGUGGCGGCGGCUAUGGGGGCUCGUCCUCUGCCUUCGGAGUUCUGAGCUCCCCCCGGCAGCAUCAUCAGCACCAGCAGGGCAUGAUGCUGGGCCCUGGCGGAGGGGCCAGCCUGGGCAAGGCUUCCGGGGCUGCGGGCUUCCAGAGGUUUUCCGGGCAGAACCAGCACCCGUCUGGGGCCACCCCAACCUUGAACCAGCUGCUCACGUCCCCCAGCCCCAUGAUGCGGAGCUAUGGCACCGGCUACCCUGAUUAUACCAACCCCAGUGCUGCCCCGUCGCAGCAGCAGACUCAGGGAGGAGCAGCAGCCGCCCCAGGAAGCCAACAGGCAGCAGCAGGCAUGGGCAUGGGCAAGGACAUGGGUUCGCAGUAUGGAGCUGCAAAUCCAGCCUGGGUAGCAGCGGCAGCAGCAGCAGCACAACAAAGAAAUCAUCCGGCUAUGAGCCCUGGAAACACUGGACAGACCAUCAGCAGGAGCCAGGGCAACCCAAUGGAUCCAAUGGUAAUGAAAAGACCUCAGUUGUAUGCAGUGGGCAACAGCCCUCACACCCAGACACAACCAAGCAGUCCAUAUCCAGGACAGUCAUAUGGACCUCCAGGACCACAGCGCUAUCCAAUGAGCAUGCAGACCCGGCCACCAGGUUCCAUGGGAGGAAUGCAGUAUCCACAGCAACAGAUACCACCUCAAUAUGGUCAACAAGGUGUAAGUGGUUACUGCCAGCCGGGCCAACAGCCAUAUUACAACCAGCAACCACAACCUCAGCAUCUGCCUCCACAGGCCCAGUAUCUGUCACAGACCCAACAAAGGUACCAGACGCAGCAGGAUAUGUCUCAGGAAGGCUAUGGAACCAGAUCCCAACCACCUCUCACCCAAAGCAAGCCUAACCAUGAAGAACUGAACAUAAUACAACAAGAAAGACCAUCAAGCUUACCAGUUGAAGUCUUGGCCUCGGAAGAUGCUUCAUUUGGACUCAAGGAUUUAUCUGGUUCCAUUGAUGACCUGCCUACAGGAACUGAAGCAACACUGAGUUCAGCAGUCAGUGCAUCAGGUUCCACAAGCAGCCAAGGAGAGCAGAGCAACCCCGCACAGUCACCUUUCUCCCCUCAUGCCUCCCCUCAUCUCUCCAGCAUCCCUGGGGGCCCAUCCCCUUCCCCUGUGGGCUCUCCUGUCGGAAGCAAUCAGUCAAGAUCUGGUCCCAUUUCUCCUGCAAGUAUUCCAGGUAGUCAGAUGCCAAACCAGGCUCCUGGUAGCCAAUCAGAGUCCAGCUCCCAUCCUGCCUUGAGCCAGUCACCAAUGCCACAGGAUCGAGGUUUUAUGACAGGCAUGCAGAGAAACCCUCAAUUAUCUCAGUAUACACCUCAGCAAACUGGACCUUCCAUGUCACCACAUCCUUCACCUGGGGGCCAAAUGCAUGCUGGAAUUGGUAGCUUUCAACAGAGCAAUUCAAGUGGUACUUAUGGAACUCAGAUAAGCCAGUAUGGACCUCAAGGAAACUACUCCAGGCAGCCAACGUACUCUGGAGUGACCAACACGAGUUACAGUGGCCCAGGACCUGGUAUGGGUAUAAAUGCCAACAACCAGAUGCAUGGACAGGGGCCUGGCCAGCCUUGUGGCACCAUGCCCCUAGGAAGAAUACCAUCAGCUGGGAUACAGAGCAGACCGUUUCCUGGAAAUCUGAGCAGUAUGACCCCCAGUUCUCCAGGCAUAUCUCAGCAGGGAGGCCCAGGGAUGGGACCACCCAUGCCAACUGUGAACCGUAAGGCACAGGAAGCAGCUGCAGCAGUGAUGCAGGCUGCUGCAAACUCCGCUCAGAGCAGGCCACCAUACAUUAGGUCGCCUGCUUAUCCCAGCCAGUCUGGGGCUGGCGGACGUUCCAUGUUUUCUUCACAGCACCCCAACUAUGGCAACACUCAGGCUCCCAUGAUGCACCAGCCUGACCAGUACGGGCAAGGCAGCUUCCCUGUUAUGAAUCAAAGCAGCAUCAUGGGAUCCAGCUCUCCCUACAGCCAGCCAAUGAACAACAACUCCAGCCUGAUGAACCCUCAAGCUCCUCCUUACAGCGUGGCACCUAACAUGGUGAACAGUUCCACAGCACCUAUGGGUCUUGCAGAUAUGAUGACUCCAGGAGAGUCCAAACUACCCAUAUCUCUCAAACCAGAUGGGAAAGAAGAGGGGCCUCCUCAGCCUGAGAACAAAAAGGAUAGCUACAGCUCUCAGGGUAUUUCUCAGCCCCCAACCCCAGGCAACCUACCAGUCCCUUCCCCAAUGUCCCCAAGUUCUGCUAGCAUCUCCUCAUUUCAUGGAGAUGAAAGUGAUAGCAUUGGCAGCCCAGGCUGGCCAAAGACUCCAUCAAGCCCUAAGUCAAGUUCCUCCAGUACAACAGGAGAAAAGAUCACAAAAAUGUAUGAGCUGGGAAAUGAACUAGAGCGUAAAAUAUGGGUGGAUCGCUACCUCAACUUCAUGGAAGAAAGGGGUACCCCUGUAGCCAGUCUGCCUGCUGUAGGCAAGAAGCCACUAGAUCUUUUUAGGCUUUAUGCCUGUGUUAAAGAGAUUGGAGGUUUAGCUCAGGUUAAUAAAAAUAAGAAGUGGCGUGAGCUGGCAACCAACCUAAAUGUUGGCACUUCAAGCAGCGCAGCAAGUUCCUUGAAAAAACAAUACAUCCAGUACCUGUUUGCUUUUGAAUGCAAGAUUGAGCGAGGGGAGGAGCCACCUCCUGAAAUCUUCAGCACUGGAGAUACCAAGAAACAACCUAAGAUUCAGCCGCCAUCUCCUGCCAAUUCAGGUUCCCUUCAAGGUCCACAGACCCCUCAAUCAACUGGUAGCAAUUCCAUGACAGAAGUGCCAAGUGAUCUCAAGCCUCCAACACCAGCAUCUACACCUCAUGGACAGAUGACACCUAUACAGGGGAGCAGGAAUAGUUCCAUUAGUGUACACGAUCCUUUUUCAGAUGUAAGUGAUUCAGCAUACCCAAAGCGAAACUCCAUGACCCCAAAUGCACCCUAUCAGCAGGCAAUGAAUAUGCCAGAUAUGAUGGGAAGAAUGCCCUAUGAACCGAAUAAGGACCCUUUUAGUGGGAUGAGAAAAGUGCCUGGAAAUAGUGAACCCUUCAUGACCCCUGGACAAAUGCCCAACAGUGGAAUGCAGGACAUGUAUAAUCAGACUCCCUCUGGAGCAAUGUCCAACAUGGGCAUUGGUCAGCGCCAGCAGUUCCCCUAUGGAAGUAGUUAUGACCGAAGGCAUGAAACUUAUGGACAGCAGUAUCCAGGGCAAGCACCUCCUUCAGGACAGCCACCGUAUGGAGGACACCAAGCUGGAUUGUAUCAACAACAGCAGAACUACAAACGUCAUAUGGAUGGCAUGUAUGGGCCUCCCACAAAACGCCAUGAAGGAGACAUGUUUAACAUGCAGUAUAGCAACCAACAGCAAGAUAUGUUUAACCAGUAUAGCAGUGCUUACUCUGGACCAGACAGGAGGCCCCUACAGGGACAAUAUCCAUAUCCUUAUAACAGAGAGAGGAUGCAGGGUCCAGGACAAAUGCAACAACAUGGAAUACCUCCUCAGAUGAUUGGUGGUCCUAUGCAGUCAUCUGCCUCCAGUGAAGGACCCCAGCAGAACAUGUGGCCCACAAGAAAUGAUAUGCCUUACCCAUAUCAGAAUAGGCAAGGCCCUGGUGGCCCUGCACAGGCCCCACCUUAUCCAGGGAUGAACCGCACUGAAGAUAUGAUGGUACCUGACCAGAGGAUAAACCACGAAAGCCAGUGGCCUUCUCACAUCAACCAGCGCCAGCCUUCUUAUAUGUCAUCCUCCACAUCCAUGCAGCCUAUCACUCGACCUCAGUCAUCCUACCAGGCACCAUCAUCGAUGUCAAACCACAUAUCUCGGGCUCCAAGUCCUGCAUCUUUCCCCCGCUCUUUGGAAAACCGUAUGUCUCCAAGUAAAUCCCCUUUCCUGCCCUCCAUGAAGAUGCCGAAGGUUAUGCCCACUGCUCCAGUUUCACAGGUCACAGGUCCUCCAACUCAGCCGCCACCAAUCAGACGAGAAAUAACUUUCCCUCCAGGCUCAGUAGAAGCAUCCCAACCAGUCUUGAAACCAAGACGAAAGAUUACCUCAAAAGACAUUGUAACUCCUGAGGCUUGGAGAGUGAUGAUGUCUCUUAAAUCGGGACUUCUUGCUGAAAGUACUUGGGCUUUAGACACUAUUAAUAUCCUUCUGUAUGAUGACAGCACUGUGGCUACUUUCAACCUUUCUCAGUUAUCUGGCUUUCUGGAACUUCUGGUGGAAUAUUUUAGAAAAUGCCUGAUUGAUAUUUUUGGUAUCCUUAUGGAAUAUGAAGUGGGACAUCCAAGACCAAAAGUGCUAGAUCAUAAUUCAGCUCAGAAAGAGGAUGGCCAAUCCGUGACACAAAAUGAUAGAAAAGAAGAAGAAACCAUUGAUGAAUGUAUUGAUUAUUUUGAUGAAUUUGAUGAGGAGGAGGAGGAGGAAGGUGAAAAUGAGAAAACUGAAGGAGAAGAAAAAAGCACUGUUCUUGCUUCCCCAAAUGCUGAUCCAAGUGAGAGGCCAAAACAAGCCAGUAAAUUUGACAAGCUGCCUAUAAAAAUUGUGAAGAAAAACAAUCUCUUUGUUAUUGACCGAUCUGACAGACUUGGGCAUGUUCAGGAAUUCAACAGUGGGCUUCUCCACUGGCAGCUGGGAGGGGGUGAUACAACAGAGCACAUCCAGACCCAUUUUGAGAGUAAGAUAGAGAUCCUUCCUCGCAGGAGACCACCUCCUCCAAGCUAUUUAACUAAAAAGAAGAAUGGAGAGGGAAAAGGAGAAUCAGAAGAACAACAAGACAAAAGCAUAUCAGCCACCAUUGAUGAUGUCUUGUCAGCUCGUCCAGGAGCAUUGUCUGAACACUCAGACUCUGCUACACAGACAGAUAGCAGUAAAUUUCCAUUUGGAAUCCAUCAGGCCAAAAGUCAUCGGAAUAUCAAGCUGCUAGAGGAUGAGCCAAGGAGUCGAGAUGAGACUCCUCUAUGCACCAUAACUCAUUGGCAGGACUCUUUGGCUAAGCGAUGCAUCUGUAUAUCAAAUAUCGUCCGCAGUUUAUCCUUUGUGCCUGGCAAUGAUGCUGAAAUGUCAAAACAUCCAGGCUUGGUGCUGAUCUUGGGAAAGUUGAUCCUUCUCCAUCAUGAACACCCAGAAAGAAAGCGUGCACCACAGACAUAUGAAAAAGAGGAAGAGGCGGACAAAGGGGUGGCCUGCAGCAAAGAUGAGUGGUGGUGGGAUUGCCUUGAAGUCUUGAGGGACAAUACAUUGGUCACAUUAGCCAACAUUUCUGGGCAGCUAGACUUAUCUGCUUACACAGAAAGCAUCUGUUUGCCAAUUUUGGAUGGCUUACUGCACUGGAUGGUGUGCCCAUCUGCAGAGGCACAGGAUCCUUUUCCAACUGUGGGGCCCAAUUCAGUCCUAUCGCCUCAAAGACUUGUACUGGAAACCCUGUGUAAACUCAGUAUCCAAGACAAUAAUGUGGACCUUAUCUUGGCCACUCCCCCAUUCAGUCGUCAGGAGAAACUCUACGCUACUUUAGUUAGGUACGUUGGGGACCGCAAAAAUCCAGUCUGCCGAGAAAUGUCCAUGGCACUCUUAUCGAACCUUGCCCAGGGGGACACAUUAGCUGCAAGGGCAAUAGCCGUGCAGAAGGGAAGCAUUGGAAACUUAAUAAGCUUCCUUGAGGAUGGGGUCACUAUGGCCCAGUACCAGCAGAGCCAACAUAACCUCAUGCACAUGCAGCCCCCACCUCUGGAGCCACCUAGUGUAGACAUGAUGUGCAGGGCAGCCAAGGCUUUGCUGGCCAUGGCUCGGGUGGAGGAGAACCGCUCAGAGUUCCUUUUACAUGAGGGUCGUUUGUUGGAUAUCUCAAUAUCUGCUGUUCUGAACUCUCUGGUUGCAUCUGUCAUCUGUGAUGUACUUUUUCAGAUUGGACAGUUAUGACAUAAGUGAGACGCCAAGCAUGUGUGAGUGGAGAUUAGAGAGUCACAUAUAACUGGCUGUUUUCCGUACUUGUUUAACCAGUGUAGGAAGAAGGAGGGGAAAAGAAUAUUUGCUCCUCUGCCCGGUUCACUAUUUACCAAUUGGGAAGUAAAAGAAAUUAUUAAUUUGAACAGUUACAGAAUUAAUAUUUGCUGUCUAUGUGUAUAAGUACAUCUUUUAUUUUAUUUUUUUAACCAAAGUUGCUGUCUAGUACAUUCAAAGGUCACACUUUUUUCCAUAGAUACCAUUUUCAAUGUUUUCUUUACAUGUUUGUAUCACAUAUUGGGGGAGGGGACAAACUAGAGAAAUUGGGGAGGUAAAAUAUUGCAAAACACAAUUUGAUGGGGGGAAAAUAGGCUCACCACUCUGAAGCGCAAAAGUGGAAAAAAUAUACCAAGUUACUAUGUGUUUUACUUUUCAAAUGAAAGAAAACCCAGCCACCCUUUUCACCGUUGCCCAAAGCGCUCUGUGCAAUAGAAGAAUGUUAGUGAUGUAGGUGUAGCGGAUCAAGGAAAGGGGUUGGUCCAUAGACUGCAUAGGAAAUUAUCUUGGGUUUCUCCACAGGAGAAUGGUUACGUUAGGGUAGGAGCAAAACAAAUUCUUUAGGAAGGUUACAACACAAACCUGAAGAUGAUCAACAUAAAUUGCUUCCUCAUCAGAACUGUCACUUCAGUAUCUAUUGUUAGAACUUCCACAAUGACAGUUCUUCACAAUUCCUUUUAAUCAUUUUUUAAUAUUUUUUAUUGCCUAAGGGCCGUGAUGUAUAUAGAAGUUGUACAUUAAGCAUACCCUCAUCUCUUUUUUUUAUAAAUACAAGGAUUUAAUUCUUUUUUCAUGAUGUGGUAACUACAAAGUGAUGGUAGAAUUAAUUUUAUUAUUAUUAUUAUAUUAUUAUUAUUAUAUUAUUGUUUGGGCCAUAUCUCCAAAAACAAUAACACAAAAAAACCACCACCAUGAGGGUAAUGUACAAGUUUCUGUAUGUAUAAAGUCAUGCUCUAUUUCGGGAGAGCAAUUGCUCACAACUUGCUUUAUAAAUCAAGAUGUGGAAAUGGUUACAAAUGGAUUGAUUUAAGAAAAUGGUUACCUGUCUACAGACAAAAAAAUGCAUAUGCAGGAAAAAAAAGGAAGAAACACAACUUCAAAGAUUUUUCAGUGAGAAGAAUCUGUAUUUGUAUUUCAAAAUAAUGUAGUUUAAAAAAAGAAAAAAAACUUGAUGUAAAUUCCUCCUUUUCCUCUGGCUUAAUGAAUAUCAUUUAUUCAGUAUAAAAUCUUUAUAUGUUCCACAUGUUAAGAAUAAAUGUACAUUAAAUCUUGUUAAGCACUGUGA